CUGUGAACAGAGCAUUUUGUACAAAUAUCGCUUUUGGUUCCUUCAAGGAUUUCCUUUUAAUAAACCCAACCAUAAGUCAGAAAAAAAAUUUAAACAUACAUCUAGAAAGAGCAUGAAAUGCUGAUUCUAGUAGAGUACUUUUGAUUCUCUCGAAUCAGUUAUAAAUGAUUGAAAAUUGAUUAAACAUUUAGUGCAAACAUUUUGGCAACAAGUGUAAAAAAAUCAUCAUUUUAUAAAACGCCACUGAAACUAGUUUUUUCCAGGUAGAUAUAAUAAAGUUUUGCUUUUGUACUUACUGUGUUCCACUUUAUUUUUCGAACCUUGAUAACUGAUUUGAUCAACGGUAGUUUUUAAGUGCAAAUGUCUAACCUUUCCAUUAUAGUUUUAAAAGAAAAGAAUAAAGCGCAUUAGUUUAUUGUUCGAUUAAUAUUGACGAUUUUUCCUCAAUUCGUCAUUAAUCACUUAAGAGGAUAAGAAGUUUAAAAAGCUGAGAGCUACAUUCUUAUUGCAAAAUUCAAGUCAUCUAUAUAGAAUGUUUUGAUAAUACUUAUUAAAUAUAGUAUCGCAUCUUACAGUAAAGUGUAUAAACAGCAAGUUUUUUCUAUACUACAAACGCGUUUAAAUUCCAGUGCCUUGUUUACAACGAUCCAGAACAAUGAUCACUGCAUGCUCUCUCUACUACUACAAAAAGAUUAUAAUAUUUUUCUUUGUUAGUAAAGAAUUUCGUUGACAAGUAAAUAGAUGUCUUAACAAUAGAAAAUACUUUAAUUCUUUGUUUUAAUCUUUUCUAGUCUGUUUUCCUCUUACGAAUAACUCGUCCAUGCGAGAAGAAAGCGUGACAGUAUAUGAAAUAAUUUCCUUUUUCUAAUCUAGGUCUAUCGUCUUCUUUAGAUACUAUAAAUAGUUCGUACAUUCAACAGAUUCUUCAUCCGUUUCAAACAUUUACAAAGCUUAUUACUGUUUAUUCACUUUAAAUCAGUUUUUAUUAUAUACAUUAUUCGGUAAGUUAAUUGUUUUAGAUUUUACACUUGAGCAUACAUAGACUGUCAAAAAAGAACGAGAAUCAAUGACAGUCAAACCUUUUUUUGGUACUUAUAUGUAGAAUCAUUAGGUCCAACAAUAUUAAAGUAAUCAUUAGUACAUUUUUACGUGUUUAGACUCAACAUUUUUCACAUUAUUUCAUUAUGUUUGCCAAAUUAUUAUUAAUCGUUUUGCUGAUCGCAGCUUUACUUGCUACUGUUGCUAAAGCACAAUGGGGAUUUGGAUAUCCAUAUGGUGGUAUUGGUUACGGUCUUUAUGGCGGUUACGGUCUUUAUGGUGGUUACGGUACUGAAACAGGGUUAUUUUUGAUAAUUAUGAAUUUUGAUAAUCGAAAUCAUGAUUCUGGCUAUUUCAGUCCAAGUCCAGACUCUGAAUUUUCAUCAACAAAAAUACCAAUCAAACAAAUGAAACGAAAUUUAAAUAAGUCAAAGAAUUAUGAUAAUAGACAAAAUGAUGGGGAAGACGAGAUGAUUAAUGAAAAAGAAAAGCCAAAUGAAUCAUAUGUGGCACUCAUUGCGCGUGCUAUAUUAGCUAGCCCUGAAAGACGUUUAUUAUUAAACGAUAUUUAUGACUGGAUAAUAGAACAAUAUCCAUAUUAUGGAAAAUUGACAGGCAAAGCCUGGAGAAAUUCAAUCAGACAUAAUCUGAGUCUCAAUGAAUGUUUUGUACGAUUGAAUAAAGCAGAAAAUGGUCGAGGUUGUUAUUGGGGUAUACAUCCAGCUAAUGUUGACACAUUUGAGCAUGGUGACUUUCGUCGACGUCAAGCCCGAUUACGUGCAAAACGUUCUGUUGUUGAUCUAACAAAAUAUCCAAAUGAAACAUCAUUUAUGUUACAACAACAACAACAACAACAACAAGAACACUAUUUAACACCAACGAUAAACUUUUUAAAUUCAUCAUCAUCAUAUCUAAACUACAAUACAAUCUAUAGUCCAAGUUCACCAUUGACAACCAAUGAAAUAGAUAGAACAUUACCCUAUCAACAAGAUUCAUCAUUUUUAAGUAACCCGUUUACAAGUACAUCAUAUUCAUUUUUGUAA
This is a messenger RNA of Didymodactylos carnosus, 2081 nucleotides long. Lineage: Eukaryota; Metazoa; Rotifera; Eurotatoria; Philodinida; Philodinidae. The record is from the annotation of a GenBank genome assembly.